Messenger RNA from Myxozyma melibiosi, 2610 nucleotides. RefSeq lists its product as uncharacterized. The transcript has a single exon. The record is from RefSeq and is a predicted model, not a curated record. Bases 438 to 2354 code for a protein of 638 amino acids. Gene Ontology annotation, molecular function: exonuclease activity; nucleic acid binding. Lineage: Eukaryota; Fungi; Ascomycota; Lipomycetes; Lipomycetales; Lipomycetaceae. Gene Ontology annotation, cellular component: nucleus.
AGAGAAGCCCGUCUCUUAUCUGCAUCUCUGCUCUACUCAUCAGUUGCUCCACUCGCUGCUUGGAAAUACAAUUCUCUGCUGGUAAAAAGCAUUUGUAUUGUAGUCCAAUAAGUCUACGAUGUUUUUGUUUUGUUUGACUCAAUAUACAUCCCAUUUCAAAGCACAAUAAUUAUUACAUCGUCUAGUAAGAUGUUACGUAACGUAAUUGAACUUCUCCCAAAAUUUCGGCAGCGCGAAAAAAGCUGAAGUUUAUAAAAAUUUAGCAACAUAAUUGAGAUAGCUGGUGACUACUAUAGACUAGAACAAUAGUCAUAUCUGUCUCUUUCUGUUCUGGGUUGUUUGAACAGUGUGGGAAGCGCUUAGCUAUAGUUUGAAUACGACAUUCGCUGCUCCAGCUCGGUCAAAAAAUCAUUAACGCGUCCUUCGCGAAACCAGCAAUGUUUCGCAGUUCCCGAGCUCUCUUUUCUCAGGUGCCUUGUCCGGGACUUCCGAAAUGUCGAGCUCCAUUUUGUCUGUUCAGUCAUCCCGCUUCAGCUCUUGCUAGUGCGAGGUCCAUUUCGAGUGCUUCGGUCGACAGGAAACGAAAACAUUCUGUCUCGCGCUCGCCUUCACCAGCGAGAUCGUCAAUCAGCGGCAACACUCCAGGAAAACAAAAUCUCCCUCGGAUUUCGAAUGAGCCUCCUGCUCCUAGACGGAAUUUCUCGACUGGCCUGGGAAAUGCGAGGCUAUCGAGGCGGGAUCCUAUAUCGACUAAAAAGGACGGAUCGUCUGACCUCCAGUCAACUGCAGACGGCAAAGCCACGGCCACGAACAAGGCAGCCGGGACCUCGAUUCGAAUAGAUUCUGACAACCUGUUUGGUUCGAUACUUGGAUCAUUUGAAAAUAUGACCAACAAACAGCGCUCAGCACAACCUGCACCUAAGAGCGUGCGGCCGGUUACCUCCCAGUCCGAAUCGAAAUCGCUUAAUUCAAUUUCUACGAAAGAAAGUCCGCCUGCUACUGAUCCCCCGACCAUUUUUAUUCACCCGAUCAAGCCUAAUCCCCCUGCCGUUCAACAACAACGUUCUCAGUUUGCCAAAGUCAUUGCGGAUACUCUACGUGAUAAACAGUUGAGCGCGACUCCGAAUUACGAUGCGAGUUGUCGGGAACGGGAGAUAGCACAGAAGACCACAUCAGCGACAUACACCAGUACCAUUAAAUUUUAUAUCAUUGGCCUGAGAAAGAUGACGAAAGAGGACUACUCAAAGACUUUGCAGAAGAAGGAGAAAUCAGCUUCGGGAAAGCAGCUAUCGACGCCCAACACUGCUGCUUCUGCCUCGAGCGGAGCUGGUACAGCGCAACCCCAGAUGACCGACGAAGAGAUUUUAACCAGGCUAGAAGAUCUGGUCAUCAGCAAAGACAAACUGAAGGAUUGUGGAUUCACAGUUGAACUGCCUUCUGCAAAAGAACUCACCGAAGCGACCGAAGCCGACAAAGCUGCUGGCGGAUACGAGUUAUGCGAACGAUGCUCGACACGCUUUCACCCGAAUAUGGCACCCCUGUCUGAAUGUGUCUUUCACUGGGCUAGGCCGUAUACGAGAACUCAGACCGAUCUCACCAGAGUCAGGAUUUACCCUUGCUGUGGGGAAGAAGCCGGCGCCAGCAGAGGAUGCACAACCAGCAACGAGCACGUCUACCACGUUACAGCUCCUGCUCGACUGGCAAACACUAUCCCGUUUGUUGAAACAACAGAGAAGGGUCCCCACUUCCCGAAAGCCGUAUCUUUGGACUGCGAGAUGGGUUACACGACUCUAGGAGUCGAACUUAUUCGCGUUACGAUUUUGGACUACCCUUCCAACAAAGUGUUAUAUGACACUCUCGUGAAACCCAUCGGCCGUGUGAUCGAUCUCAAUACCCGGUUCUCUGGUGUCACCUCUCUGGACAAGAAUCCAGAUGGCUCGGAAGUUCCGGCGUUUGGCACCGCGAGAAGAGAGAUUCUUUCAAAAUAUCUUGGCAAGCACACAGUUCUUCUGGGCCACGGCCUGGAAAACGAUCUCGCAAGUAUGCGAAUCAUACAUACCAGAGUCGUUGAUUCGUCCCUCAUUUAUCUUCACGAGGACCCCAGGCUUGCGUCUCUGAACAUACGAAUGAGCCUUCGUAAUCUGGCUAAGAAGCACCUCGAUCGAGAUAUUCAAGUUCGAUCCUUCGACCCAGCCGACAAAGUCGGUCACGACAGUUGGGAAGAUGCCAAAGCUGCAGCUGAUUUGAUUACGCAGAAGCUUCUCACUAUUAAAAGAUUGGAACUCCAGUAUCAGAUGUUCAAUCGGAUUUUGAAGAGUGAUAUACCUCCGUCAGCCUCAGCCAGCCAGAAAUAGUGGUUUUGAUGAGACUGAAGAGAUUUCAGCCUUGUGUAUUAGUAACACGGUUGUCGUUAGUUUGCAUUGUUAAGGAAAAGCUUUUGGAGUUUUUGACCUAAAAAUUGUUUUUUUGACCUCCUCUCCACAUUUUAGAUGGCUGAGUAAAUCAGAUUGUUUCAAACUACUUAAAAUUCACGAUAAUCCCUUCACAAAAAACACCCAAAUUCAAACCCAAAACAAAUAUCACCCUCAUUCGGUACGAUCAUUUCUUUCG